AUGGCCACCCUCCUCCUCCGCCCCCUCAUGCGACCCCAAACCCUCGGCCUGGGUCUUGGCCUCUCAUUCCUAACCCACCAAACCAUGUAUCAGCGAUCGUACCGGAUGGACUCUGCACCUGGUGGAUCUAUUUUGUCCCAGGACUCGUAUGCGCGGAAUGCGAAGGUGCCGGUUGUGAGGGAGGGGAGGCUGAAUGAGAGGGCUGUGAGGCAGAUUAGUAGCGGGAGUAUUAUUGGACUAUGUGCUGGGUUGGCAGUUAGUACUUUCUCAAGGAGUCUGGCACUGAUAUUAGGAUUAUUGGUCGUUGGUGUACAAUACGCCUCAAAUCACGGCAUCAACAUCAUCCCAUACAACCGCCUCCAGAAAUACGUCACCAGCAUCGAUCUCCGCUCAGCAGUUCAAGACAACGUAGCUUUCAAGAUCUCAUUCGGGACCACGUUCGCGCUAGCUGCUUUCAUGCAAUUCUAG
This is a messenger RNA of Cadophora gregata, 468 nucleotides long. RefSeq lists its product as uncharacterized. The coding region runs from base 1 to 468 and encodes 155 amino acids. The transcript is spliced from 3 exons. Lineage: Eukaryota; Fungi; Ascomycota; Leotiomycetes; Helotiales; Ploettnerulaceae. The record is from RefSeq and is a predicted model, not a curated record.